Messenger RNA from Suillus clintonianus, 1963 nucleotides. RefSeq lists its product as uncharacterized. The transcript has 11 exons. Lineage: Eukaryota; Fungi; Basidiomycota; Agaricomycetes; Boletales; Suillaceae. The record is from RefSeq and is a predicted model, not a curated record. The coding region runs from base 124 to 1896 and encodes 590 amino acids.
GAGUUUCAUCCCGCUUUGAAUCCGAUCAUUUGUUAUAUCCCGACAGUGAGCUAUACAUAUAAGACAGUCGCACGGACUUGCAGCGCUCACAACUCCGGAAUCCUCGUCACUCUGCAGCUGGUCAUGCAAACCCAGGCGACUAAGCGAACCUCGCAGAAACAAGUGCCUUCAUUUGAAAUCGGCUCAAAGACGCCUCCAGGUUCACUCGUGUCUAUUACACAAGUGAAGGGGCACCUCCGUCUCCUCAGAGCGUUCCAUAAUCUGAGGGUUAUAGUAGAAGAAUGUAAGGACCGCAGGAUUCCUGCCUUUGCAGCACAAAUGGAUAAAGAUAGCCGCUGGGUAUGGUUUAUCACACUGGCUAUCGACAGAUUUGAGCGAUGGGUCAAAUCCCUGGAGUGCGUACCUCUUGAGAAGUUCAUCAGUAAACAGUUUCCACCUAUUGACGUGUGGAUGGUUUGGCAUGCCUAUCUAUUGAAUCCAUGUUGGUACGAAGAAGACUGUGAACGUCUCGCCGUUCUUCAGCAGCUUCGCCUGCUCAACGUGUUCGUUGUCGCUUCUAUCAAUGUUGGGAAACUUGCAAAGAAUCAACCAUCUCAAUCGCGCAUUACUGCGUGGCACAAACAAACAGGCUCAUUUUUCGAUCCAUUUGAUGCCAUGGAAGAAUUGACUCAUAAACAAAUGGAGUGUCCUCGGUGUCGGACCCGUGUCUUCGUUCCGUUUGUUAACGAUAAUGGAACUGGGUACUCAGAGCAGCAGUUUAGUGCUAUAUGUCCCCUCCCGGGAUGUAGACUGAAGAUAACAAAGGGGAAUCUAGCCGUGGCAAAGUUCGUGCGAGAUCUCACAGAGUCAGAAGAUGGGAACGAGAAUUAUAUGGCCGGAAGUUUGUUCUUUGGAAACGGAAAGCGAGAUCCCCGACGGGCGAAGGCAAUAAAAGAUCAACUCACGCGGUCAUCACAGUUCUGUCGCAAGAGUUCUUCGUCUUCUAACCAGCGCAUUGCUCGACUGGACUGGGAGAAAGAAAUCAAGGAAAGCAUUGGCUACUCCUGGCCACUGUUAAGAGACGCUAUAGCAAUAGCUCUAAGAGACCAACCAGAGGCGACGAGGACCACAAUUUUGAGCGCGUAUGAAGAUGACAGUCCAUUCUCUAUCAACCUCAUUUCCGCGGUGUUGCGACAGGGUAUAUUUACUAAAAGGAUAAAUGAAUUAGGCUGGCUUAGACCUGGCGCAUUCAAGGACAGCGAUAAGUUACAAGUCCUGGAACAUGCUCUGCUUCGUUACCACUGCUUCCUCGAUCUAGCAGCAGCCUCACCGAAUCUGAUGCCUGUUCCUACUAUUGAUAUUGAUCUGAUUUGGCACAGCCAUCAGCUUAUGGGAGGCAGGUACGGUGUUGAUUGUGAAUUAUACAUUGACCGUCGUGUUGACCACCCACUUGCUACAGAAGAAGCCAUUCUUUCGAAAGCCCUUGAUAAUACUUGUCGUGCAUGGCAGUCGCGAUUUCACGUCCCAUACAUGCAGUGCGGAUGUCCUUCGCCAGACGAAACUGUAUUUGAGAGGCUUAUCCGCGUCCUCAGACAGUACACAGGAAGUCGAACGCGUCUUCAGGCGUCCCUCCAUCCUGACCAUAUACCCGCCACGCAUCCAAGCCUUCAUAAUGCUGUCCUCGACCCAGAACGUGGAGCCUUUGGAUCAUUCGGCAAACCUGCUCAUCCGCAACGAGACGAGAAAGACCUCGUCAGACUUUCUCGUCCAUUGGGGGUUCGGAAGAAGCGUUCGAAAAGGACUGAUCCGGAAUCUCCCCCGCAGUUGGAUGAGGGCUUUGUUGCUGAGAAGAUGACUGAGGAACCUGCGCCCCUCAGUCCCGCACCUCCAUAUGUCGGCCAUGGAUUUUAUGCAUGAUGUUUGACCCCGAUGUUCUGAUUAAUUACUUGAUUGAUGUAUGUUUAAUUUUACACGGAACUUUGAC